Messenger RNA from Poecilia latipinna (sailfin molly), 3181 nucleotides. RefSeq names its product opa interacting protein 5 (gene oip5). The transcript has 5 exons. NCBI's taxonomy places the organism in Eukaryota, Metazoa, Chordata, Actinopteri, Cyprinodontiformes, Poeciliidae. Bases 171 to 722 code for a protein of 183 amino acids. The record is from RefSeq and is a predicted model, not a curated record. Gene Ontology annotation, biological process: chromosome segregation; CENP-A containing chromatin assembly. Gene Ontology annotation, cellular component: nucleus; chromatin; chromosome, centromeric region.
AUGAAUGUAUGAAUAGAACAGUAUCUUGAUCCACCACAUGGUGGCAGUGUUGUACCAAAGGCCUGUCACGGUCAAACCAAUAGAGGAUGUGACGUAUUCUCUUUUCCUCUGUUAGUUCAAACACUGCAGCGCCGACCAGUCGCAGAUUUUAUGCUGUAUAACUGGGUAUAAUGGAGUUUGACGAAAACCUCGUAGUAGAGAGAAUCGAUGAUUUAAAGACGAUUACAACAUUGGAACCGGAACAUUUAAUGACUCUUCAUUGUGUGCAAUGCAACACGGUUCUGGCGGACUCUUUAGGGGUGUGCGGAGAGCUGAAAUGCAUGGACUGCGUCAUGUGCAUGCGAGUAACCAAUGACGUGGUUGUGAGUGGCGCUCUGGAGUCAGUUCACAAAGGGGAAAUGGCUAACUGCAUUUGCUCCAAUCUAAAAUGCCGUUCGUGCAACAGUGUCGUGGGGAAACGCAUUCACGCCGCUCCUUCGCAUCUGGUCGCUACUCGCUCCGUCUUUCUCCUGAACAAAGCCAAAAUGAGCUGUUACAUUCUGGACAGCAGCUCAAUGGUGAAGGCGUCCUCUCUCUCAUUUGAACUGAAGCCUCUUCAGGAAACUGUUGAUGAGGUAAGGCAGGAGUGUGAACAACAGCUGGACCUGAUGGCACACACCUGCAGCCAACUGGCUGACAUGAGCAUGAACAUCAGCAGUCGAAGCAAGAAGUGGUGUUCGUAAGAUGUUUGGAGUUUGUGCUGUAUGUGUGUGUGGACUGGUUCUGUCAUUGAUGCUGUAGCAUUUAGCUUUUAUAUAUAUAUAUAUAUUAUUCUGGAUGAUGUAAGGCUUUACAUGUUCUGUGUUCUUUUAAAGCUGAUUUCUUUGUAUUAAACUGAUCAUCUUUUUUUAAACAAUUUUUUCACACAAGUUCUGCUACACUUAUUUGUACUUUUCUUUUUUACAAUGAUUUUGAGUUUGAUAUCCUGAUUUCUUUUUCAAAUAUUGCAUAGCUAGUAGUAAUACGUUUGAAACUCCCUAAAAUUAAGAUUUUUUUUUUUUUAUUUCAAAAGCAUAAUCUCACCUUAAAGGGAUAAAAAAGUCCAACCUUUAUUUAAAUACAGCAAGAGUGAAAUAACACAUGAAAAGAAAGGGGAAAAAAAUAUUUUAAGAAGUUUGCCAGGACCAUUGUAAGAGAAACAGCAUCACAGGCAUUGGCCAUGUGAUGCUUUCCCAUGUUUCAACCUCGGAAAUUAAUUUUAAAAAAAUAUAUCUCCACCAAUCCCUUUACUGUAAAUGAAACAAACAUUUUAAACUUCAGUUCCAAAAUAUACUCACUGUUAAAGAACAGCAGCAAAAAGUGGCCUCUUCGUGUCCCCAUGGCGACUAUGAUACAAUAUCUUUAUCUGCCCUUUUAAAACCUAGACACAUGAUGAUCGCUAAACUUUUUUGAGUGCAUAGACUAUUUGAAAAUUUAAAUGUACUUUGUUUAAUUUGGCCAGUAAAAAAUGUGGAAAGAGCUGGAGAUGGGUGCCAGGAAUUUGGACCAUCCUGGGAGUUCUGCAAGGGGGAUUUUCAAAAAGUUUGAACAAUAAAGGUUGGAUUUUCUUUUUUUUUUAAAGUCUACUGGGUCACAAAGUAAAUGUUAGCAUUAAAUAUGGAUACAAAGGUCCAGCUUUAGUUUAUGAAUCUGAUUGAAUGACUAAAUAAAAAAAAAUCUUUGGGAUAAUUAAAUUUAAAAAAUAAGACUUGGAGUACUUUUUUGGCUUUAACUCAGUGUAUCAAAUAUGUUUUGCUGCUCAAUUUCAAAGCAUAAAGGAAACAACACAAUUCAAUUGGCACCAUGCUGCUUUUUAUUGCUUAAAUUUUUCUGAUACAGAUUUAUUUUUUUUUAUUCAUUUAUUACAAAACCAGAUAAGAGGCUCACACAUUUUAGGCAUGCCCGUUUCCUCCCUCUGGAGUGCAUAGUUCCUAUACAGCCCACCAUCUCAGUGGAAAAGUUGAGCAACAAAGUAAUUUCAGGAAUUUCACCAAGGCUUUCGUUGUUAUGUUUUCCUCAUGGGAACAAGAAUUGCAGAGCUGUACUGUAGUGGUACUGCCAGAUUGCAUGUGACACAGGAAAUAACACAGAAACUGACCAAUUCCUUCUUUUAGUGCUGUUUAUAUAUAUAUAUAUAUAUAUAUAUAUCGCAGCUAAUCGAUAAAACCGUCGGCGUUACCUUCAGUUGGAUUGGAAAAUCAUAAUACCCCUCCCCCCCCACUCCCUCUAUACUUACACUCAUUCACAUUACAAGGUUAGGUUAUUGCAUGCAAUACAAUUCAUUCGUUAUUCUGCUAAAUCAUGCAUAUUUUUUUAAACCCACAAAUUCAUACCACCUGGACGUCUACUUGCUCAUAAAUUGGGAUUAUAAAUCACCAUAAAGAACAUUACAGGGUUGCCUGAACACAGCAUUCAAGACGUGACGGUGACGAUGGGCGGUGCAAGUCGGAGAGAAAGUGCUUUUCACGCUAGCGUCGUUCGGCUAGUUCUUUUUGCUGCCACGUUUAUUCUUAAGUCUGCAACUCGCAGACGAGGAGAGGGUCUUCGUGGAUGCUACAAGAGUUCAAAUUUAAAGCCUUUUUCGUGUUCAAUAGCGACUAAAACUAAAUGAGGCUAAAAAAAUUAAGAUAAAAGGAAAUGGGUGGCUAACAUGUUGCUAGUUCAAAGGCAUAGCAAGGGAAAGGGGGGAUUUUCAAUGAGAUGUUAACACAGUCCUCUUAACACCAACUCCUGGAGCUAUAUUCAUGCAUUAUUUCAGGUUAUUGCUUCUAAAAAAUCUAAUUAAAUACAAUUAUGUGGAUUAAAAUAGAACGCUCUGAAUCCCAAAACUAUGAGGUCACUUGUACAAUUUCACGAUGACGACUGUAACUGCAUCACCUAUCUAAGAUGCCGAGUUGUGGAUUUAAGGUCCUCCUCCCAAAUCAUUUAUGUAAAGAUUGUCCCAUCUGAGACUAGGUUCUCGAAGAAAUUUUUUUGGCUCUUAUGUUAAAACUUUACAGACUACAAUGUGGUUUUAAAAACAAUACAAACAUUAACAUGUGUAGAGGUGCACCAACAGAUCCGCUUUUGGAAAAUCCAAACUCUUUCCAUUCAGCGAAUUCACCAUAAGAUACGCUUCCAUUCCAGAUGUGCUCAAAAUUUUGUUGCUAUUAUGCUAAUGAAU